AUGGCUGUCCCAUCUGCGUGGAAGAUAAACCCGACCGCUACAUACGACGUGGGGCAUCGACCUGAAGGCAGAACUAUCACUUUGCAUUCACUGGCUGUCGCGCCCCAUUUCCAGAAGUCGGGUUACGGCAAAACCCUCAUGGCAUACUACAUCGAGCACAUGAUGCAAACGGCACAGGCAGAGAGAAUUUCCAUUCUCACUUACGACAGGCUGGUUUCGUAUUAUGAAAAGCUGGGCUUUACACACUAUGGCAAGAGCCAAUCCGAGUAUGCUGGAGUAGCUUGGCACGAUUUGGCUUACGUAUUCAAUAUUGCGUGA
Colletotrichum costaricense is the source of this 318-nucleotide messenger RNA. RefSeq names its product acetyltransferase. Bases 1 to 318 code for a protein of 105 amino acids. Gene Ontology annotation, cellular component: cytoplasm. Gene Ontology annotation, molecular function: aralkylamine N-acetyltransferase activity. The record is from RefSeq and is a predicted model, not a curated record. The transcript is spliced from 2 exons. NCBI's taxonomy places the organism in Eukaryota, Fungi, Ascomycota, Sordariomycetes, Glomerellales, Glomerellaceae.